Xyrichtys novacula (pearly razorfish) is the source of this 242-nucleotide messenger RNA. Lineage: Eukaryota; Metazoa; Chordata; Actinopteri; Labriformes; Labridae. The record is from the annotation of a GenBank genome assembly.
GGUCAGGCAGAAGGAAAGGCUGAGGAGCUGCAGCAAAUGGCAGAGGAAGCUGAGAGAGGAGAGCGAACAGGCCAAGAGAGGGAAAAUAAUGAAGCAGCUGCAGCAACUCAUUCCACUACAGGGUUUGAUGUAGGUGACAAAGACACAGGGCCCAUACAGGUCAAGCUGAAGAGCUACCCACAAGAUAAUUUUGGUACACAGAAGAGAGCGUUUCACUACAGCUGGUUUGAAAAGCACAACUG